GGAAAAGAAGCCCUUGGCGGUGGUGAUCUUACUCAUGGUGGCCAGCCACUGUGCUGGCCGCAGGAGCAAUCCUGUCAGGAGCCCGUCCUGCCGCCCCAUCAAUGCCACCAUUGCCGCCGAGAAGGACAACUGCCCUGUCUGCACAACCAUCACUACCUCCAUCUGCGGUGGCUACUGUGAGACAAGGGCGAAAGUGUUAGACGUCUUCUUGCCCUUCAUCCAAAGAGCCUGCACUUACAAGGAGGUACGCUACGAGACCGUGCGCCUGCCUGGAUGCCCAACGGGAGUGGACCCUUCCUUCUCCUACCCCGUGGCCCUCAGCUGCCACUGUGACCUCUGCAAGGUGGACUCCAGUGACUGCACCGUUCAGAGCAUCGGGCCCGAUUUCUGCAUGAACCGACGCCCCUCCCUCCAGUGAAAAGGGUGGGGGAAGUGACCAAUAAAUGCCUUCAG
Molecule: messenger RNA, 453 nt
Organism: Heteronotia binoei (common prickly gecko)
Lineage: Eukaryota; Metazoa; Chordata; Lepidosauria; Squamata; Gekkonidae
Product: lutropin subunit beta-like
Exons: 2
Coding region: 35-418 (127 amino acids)
Biological process (GO): G protein-coupled receptor signaling pathway
Cellular component (GO): cytoplasm; extracellular region
Molecular function (GO): hormone activity
Source: RefSeq, a predicted model, not a curated record